GUGACUGUAGACGACUCCCAGCUGUCUCACCUGACCAGAGACCGAGUCAAGAUCCCCCACAACCGCCGGCUGCCCACCAGAGGACACCUGCUGGCCGUGGCCUCCACCUCCUCCUCAGACGGGAUGCUGACUCUGGACCUGAUCCAGGAGGAGGAGUCUGAGCCUCCUCGCGGAGCAGACGGCUGUGAUGCCUUCAGGGUUGACUUGGACAAAUCUGUGUCCCACCUCAGCCCAGACUGUAUCCGAUCAAAAACUGAUGGCGCUCUCUCAGUGCGCUCCGCUGAGGCUUGUGGAAAAUCUCGGAGCCUUCCUCGGGAAGUGGCGGUGGUUUGGGAACAUACAGGCCCCGCCCACACCCCCCAGCCAGGAAAACGUCUGACGCCCGCUGAGAAGAACCGCUGCGCCUCUAUGGACGAGAUCCUGACACACUCAGAGAGUCGAGCCGUGAAAAACAAGAACCGCUCUCCGGUGGCGACGCUGAGCGGCACGCUGGCGCCUGUCAGCCGGCUGCAGGAUCUGAUCAGCCAGAAACUGGAGCAGACGGAGCGGCUGCUGACUGAGGUGCGAGGGGAGGGGGAAGGGGAGGCAGGGGAGCGAGGGAGGAUGAAGGGGAAGGAGAGGACUGAAGCAGAGCGACUCCUGAAGGAGGCGACGGCGGCCUGGAGUCAGGCCCGCGAGUUGCUGGAGGAGGUCAAGGAGCUGAGAGUGCUGUACCAACAACUGGACUCCUCCUCCCCCCUCCUCACCCCCACAAACAGCAACAAACUGAACCCAGAGAGAAAGAGCCCACAGUGAGCGGACCGGGUGAGACUCAGCUCCUGCUGACGGAUCAUCUUCUUUAAAAACUAACAAGUUGCAUUAAUAUGACUGAAGGCAGGUCCUUGAAAACAUUUCCAGGUUUUGAAAAGUCCUCAAAGUGUCUUUGUUGCUGAUCUGAAGUCUGUCGCCAAGACGAGCGAUCAGACCAAUCAGAAACCUCCAGUGUUUAAAAAUGAAGCUGAUGCUGAAGUGUAAAAUCCUGCAGUUCCUGGAGUGUCCACUAGAGGCUGGCUGCAG
Messenger RNA from Labrus bergylta (ballan wrasse), 1056 nucleotides. Lineage: Eukaryota; Metazoa; Chordata; Actinopteri; Labriformes; Labridae. The record is from RefSeq and is a predicted model, not a curated record.